UGUCCUAACGACCCUCCACCCUGGACCGGAAAAGGACACAAAAUUUCAAAGAGAAACAAAACAAAAUUACAGAGAAAUGAAAGCAAAACACAGUUGGAAUUCUAAUUCUUGCACCACUUCCUACAAUUCUCAGGAAUGUUUCCCAGUUUUCCUGUACUCUGUUUUUCCCCUGUGACAACAAUUGGCCUUGUCCUCCCCUGACGUCUCGGUUGUUCAAAUCUCUCCAUCUCUAAAGGGUUACUCCAUUCAGCUAUGAUCUCCAAAACCCACAUCUUGUUUUCUCUGAUUCUGCUUUCCUCUUUCUCAUUAAACGCCAUUCAUGUUCUCUGCGAAGCCCCAGCCCCAGCCCUAGCCCCAUCCCCAGCCUCAGCCUCCGAGUCCCAAUUCAUCUCUUGUGGCUCUUCCCCGGAUGGCGAAACUGAUUUUUAUGGCCGCAAAUGGGUCUCGGAUUCAAAGUUUCUCACCUCCUCCGACAACACGAAGAGUGCAACAACGGACUACCAAGACCCAGCUCUGCCUUCCAAAAUCCCAUACAUGACAACAAGAAUCAUCAACUCUGCAACAUCAUACAAGUUCUCUGUUUCAUCCAGUAAGCGCCUUCUCUUGAGAUUCCAGUUUUACCCAUCUGUUUACGGGUCUUUGGAAAACACCAAAGCAGUUUUCGACGUAACGGCGAAUGGCCUCACCCUGCUCCGCCAUUUCAGUCCUUUCAUCACAGCCCUGGCUCUCACGCAGGCCUACAUCAUAAGAGAGUACUCGCUUGUCCCUGUACCAUCCGGCUCUCUUACCAUCACAUUCACACCUUCUUCGAAACACGAAAAUUUCUUCGCUUUCGUCAAUUCCAUCGAGAUAAUCCCCAUGGAGGACACGUUCAAGCCCGCUGACUUGAUCGGGUUCAAUGGCCAAUCAAUCGACGUCCAAGGCUCUUCGCUCCAGAUCAUGCACAGGGUCAAUGUCGGCGGAGGCUACAUUCCACCAAUAAACGACUCAGGGCUGGCCAGGACUUGGCUAGAUGACUCACCCUACUUGUUAAACUCAGCUUUCGGGGCCUCAUUUUUCAAUGGGAUCUUUCUUGGUGUUGCAAUUGAGGCUGAAAAUAAUGUCACAGUUCAACACACUUCUGAUGUGCCAGAAUUUGUUGCACCUCUCAGUGUGUACAGGACAGCAAGAUCCAUGGGGCCCGAUCCGAAAGUCAAUGAGAAAUAUAACCUCACUUGGGUUUUCCAGGUUGAUGCAAAUUUUACAUAUCUGGUUAGGUUCCAUUUCUGUGAGCUCCAAAGCACCAAGGCCAAUGAGAGAUCGUUUGAAAUUUUUAUCAACAACCAAACAGCAGAGGAGACUGCAGAUGUGAUUCAGUGGGCAGGGUCCAUAGGGAAGCCAAUUUAUAAGGAUUAUGCAACUCAUAUUAAUGAUAAAGAGGGAGAUGAGAUACUUUGGGUCGCCUUGCAUCCAAACCGGGAGCAGCAUCCUCAGUAUUAUGAUGCAAUUCUUAAUGGACUAGAGAUCUUUAAGGUCAAUGACACCCAUGGGAACCUUGCAGGUCCAAAUAUUAUGCCCUCAAAGAUGCUUCUUAACGCUGACGCUGCAGCCAGGAGUUUUAUGCCAAAUUUACUCUAGACCUUGAUGUUGGGGGAUUUUCUGGAAAUGGAUCCCCUUUUGAUUCAUAUACUUAACUUCAACUAUUUUGAUUCCAAAUUUCCAGGGUUUCAAAGUAUAUAAGUGUGAUACUUUUUUUUUAAUGCAAUUUAUCGGCCACAUUACAUGUAAAGAACAAGCAUACAAUAGUCGACUAUGAUAGUAAAAUCUAUUUCAUUUGCACCAUAAUUUAUUUUUUUUGGUGACAAAGAACUUCAAUAUCCUUUGUUUCUAUCUUAAUAACAAUAUUGGAAC
Molecule: messenger RNA, 1890 nt
Organism: Prunus dulcis (almond)
Lineage: Eukaryota; Viridiplantae; Streptophyta; Magnoliopsida; Rosales; Rosaceae
Product: receptor-like protein kinase ANXUR2
Exons: 2
Coding region: 253-1617 (454 amino acids)
Molecular function (GO): protein kinase activity
Source: RefSeq, a predicted model, not a curated record